Larimichthys crocea (large yellow croaker) is the source of this 2897-nucleotide messenger RNA. It is a transcript of the gene sybu, whose product is annotated as syntabulin (syntaxin-interacting). Lineage: Eukaryota; Metazoa; Chordata; Actinopteri; Sciaenidae. Bases 173 to 2194 code for a protein of 673 amino acids. Gene Ontology annotation, biological process: axonal transport of mitochondrion; synapse maturation. The transcript has 8 exons. Gene Ontology annotation, cellular component: cytoplasmic microtubule. The record is from RefSeq and is a predicted model, not a curated record.
GUGUGUCCUCAGUCUGCACUCAUCUCUCCUCCACCCGACAUCCCAUCCCAGCUGCAGAGCGGAGGCUGGCACCGGCAGAGGAACGACCCUUUUGUGCUUCACCGACCGACGCGCAUCCUUCUGAGAGGAACCACCAUCACACAUCCAGGGGAAAACACAUACGUGAAGCACAAUGGGACCAUUCCAAGAAUAUGAGGAAAAGAAGUCUUCGGAGAAAGGAAGCCCCCGCAGCCGCAUCCCACGUUUGGUCCUGCAUCCAUUUCGACCAAAGGACAAAGGCUCGCCUCUGUCUGAUUCACCUUUUUCAGAGGAGGAGGGAAAAGAGUGUGACAUGAGCUCGGACCAUUCCAAAAGAACCAUCAGCACAAACAGUUUCUGCUCUGAUGACACCGGCUGCCCCACUAGUCAGUCUGUGUCCCCCUCCAAAACCCCGUCAGGCUCAGAGCAGAGUGCCAACGGCUCGCCGAUACUCCCCGAGCGCAAGACCAAAGUGAAGAGGGUGAGGGUGAUGGCCGAGUGGAGCGGUGAACCACGGAGCACCCAGAGGCACAAGAGGGAGCUGAGGUCGGCCUUGAAAGCCAGAGGUAGUGAGGCAGACUUCAGCUCCUCCAGCAGCACGGGCAGCCUGAAGACCAAGGGGGGCCUCUCUUUCAGCUCAGCUGGAAAGAAAACUCCUUCACGCAGUCGUGGCGCCCACAUCAGACCACUCCCAGUGUUUAAACCAGCUGGGAUGCCUACAGCCAACCGCGAUGCAGAGCUCUACGCUCCAUACAGGACUCCUCCCAGAGCUGCCUCAUCAACUAACAGCAGCAGCUGCAACUCCAGCCCCACCUCCAGAAGAGCUGCACUGGGCCGCUACCAUUCCUGUGGAGACAACCAUGGCAUCAAACCCCCGAACCCCGAGCAGUAUCUCACCCCUCUACAGCAGAAAGAAGUGGCCAUCAGACACCUGAAGACCAAACUGUUGGAGUCUGAGAACAGAGUCCAUGACAGAGAGACAGAGAUUGAGGAGCUUAAGGCCCAGCUUGGCAGAAUGAGGGAAGACUGGAUUGAAGAGGAGUGUCACCGGGUGGAGGCUCAACUGUCCCUCAAGGAGGCUCGUAAAGAGAUCAAGCAGCUGCGUCAGGUGGUGGAAACGAUGAAGAGCAGCCUAAUGGAGAAGGAUAAGGGAAUACAGAAGUAUUUCAUUGACAUCAACAUCCAAAACAGGAAGUUGGAGUCCCUGCUGCAAAGCAUGGAGCUUGCCCAGAGUGGUGCCAACCUCCAAGACGAAAACACCUUGGACUACAUCUGUGACAGUCCCGAUGGUGGUGGGAAGAAGAUGGUUGGGGAUGAAGAGGGAGGGAUUGAGCUGGAAGAACAAGGGGCAGAGGCGAUGGCGGACAGCGGGCUGCUGGUCAACGAUGAGAUGGCCAACAGAGCUGACAUUUUGGAGCAGGUCUUCAUGUCUACUGUGGUGGAUUUCAGUCAGGACUCCAGUGGUAAGCUGAGAGCAGGGACAGAGUUGGGGCCAGGGGUGUCUACACUGUCAGAAGAGGGACAGUUGAUUGAUGAAUCUACUAAACCCCCACAAGAUCCACCAAAUGCAGUUUCCACCACCAUCACCAUCUCUCCAAGCACACGUUCCCAGCAGAAUGCAGAAGAUAAAGAAAUCCAGACCGACAUAAUGCCCAUAUCUCCAGACCUGCAGGCUCUGUUCCUCCAGCUGCUAAAGUUCCAUGGAACAACAGUGGGCGACACCGUUCUGUCAGCCUCUGACCAUGUCCAGAGGCUGACAGACCUACCCACCGCCACUUCCACCGCUGCCAUUCUCCCCGAUUCGACACCUCCCUCACCCAUCAUGCCCAUUCCUGCUCCCCCAGAGAGCCCCGACUCUCUCACAGAUUCUGGCAUGUGCUGCUUGGAACCUGCCGAGAGCCGACGAUUCAUGGAGGAGCUGGACUUUGCCAUCGGUGAGGAGGAACCUUGUCUGUCACCGAGAAUGGAUGUGGUCGACAAGCGUUACUGGAGCAACAGCUUCCUGGUGGAUCUGGUCGCAGUUGCAGCCCCCGUGCUACCCACUGUAGCCUGGCUGUACUCACGACACGGUGUGGACGGAAGCUUUCCGGUGUACAACAUUGCUGCUCUCAUCAGGGGUUGUUGUGUCAUGGGAUUGCACUCUCUUCGUCACGUCACUCACAGGCCAGAUGUGUAAAGGCUUCCACCCUGCAUGCACACGCCUAACCUUGAACUAAAAGCACUUAAGCAUCUUUUCAAGAGUAUUUGUGAGAUUUGUUUCUUUUUUUUUGGUAACACUCGAUGAUAUUAAUGCAUUUAUUUUGGUUCCAACACUGUUACUUUGCACUGUGCAGUUGCCAUGAUUUAGAGCAAAAUGGUGACUUGAAGGAUUAUUUUUAACAGGGGUUAUUUAUAUAUUUAUUUAUAUCAUUUAUGUGUAUAAGCUGAUCAUCUGGGUAGAUGGUCAUGUGUUAUCAUUGUCCAGUGGUGUCCCUAGUCGUCCUUGUGUUUGGAGAAGGGGGGGAAAAAAAAGUUCUUUAUGUUGGGAUAAGAUUUUUUUUUUCGAGGUGAAAGAUUUAAUGUUAGUUUCUGUUUGACGGGUUCUGAAAAUUCAAGUUUUUUUUUUUUUGUUUGUUCGAAAAGAAACCUUAAACCUUCAGCCAAAGCUUUCAUGUGAGUUCAUUGUUAUUGUUUUGUGAAGAAGUGUGUGUAUAUAUAUUUUUUUUGUUUGUUCCCCAGGAGUAGAGCUUUAUUCGGUACAGCCUGUGUAUUGUUCAUAGAGAUAAGUUGACGCUUCAAAGCAAUUGACACUUGUAAUGUGCCUGAGCUAUGUGCAAUACUGGUGGUUUACAUCAAAUGUCCUUGUAUCUUUAUUAUUAAAGCAUGAUAAAUUCUGGCCA